AUGAUCGCCCCUUUGUCCCUGGCUGCUCUCGCGGCAAUCAUACCUUUUGCCAAUGCAGCUACUCCGACCCAGGCUUACACAUGGAAGAGCGUGAAGAUUGGAGGCGGCGGAGGGUUCGUUCCUGGUAUCGUAUUUAACCCAACCGAGAAGGGCCUUGCCUACGCUCGUACCGACAUCGGUGGUCUCUACAAACUCAACACCGAUGAUUCUUGGACCGCGCUAACUGAUUUCGCCGACAAUGCGCACUGGAACUACUGGGGUGUCGAUGCACUGGCGACCGACCCCAUUGAUACUAAGCGCGUUUAUAUUGCCACCGGCAUGUACACUAACAGCUGGGAUCCCAACAAUGGUCAAAUUAUGCGCUCAUCUGAUUACGGGAAGACGUGGGCUUCGACCGUUCUGCCUUUCAAGGUUGGUGGAAACAUGCCCGGACGUGGUCUCGGAGAGCGCCUGGCGAUAGACCCAAACAAGAACUCAAUUCUGUACUUUGGUGCUCGCAGCGGCAAUGGUCUAUGGAAAUCCACUGAUUACGGUGUAACGUGGUCAAAGGUUUCCAGCUUCACCAACACUGGCACAUAUAUUGCCGACCCCAACGACGCCAACGGGUACAACAGCGACAAAGUUGGUAUUGCUUGGAUCACUUUUGAUGCUAGCUCCAGUUCUUCGGGAACUGCUACCUCUCGUAUCUUUGUUGGUGUCGCCAACACUGGCGCGCCCUCUGUUUUCGUAUCCAGUGAUUCUGGUGCUACCUGGUCUGCUGUCGCUGGACAAAACACUGCCUUCAUGCCGCACCGUGGUGUUAUUUCUCCUUCGGAAAAAGCUCUUUAUGUGACCUACAAUAACAAUGCUGGUCCAUAUGACGGAACUACUGGGGCGGUUGCCAAAUAUUUCAUCUCGAACAGCACAUGGGUGGACAUUACUCCGGUUUCUGGAAGUGACCUUUAUUUCGGGUUUGGUGGUCUCGCUGUCGACCUUAAGAAACCUGGAACUAUCAUGGUCGCCGCCGUGAACUCUUGGUGGCCCGACGGUCAAAUCUUCCGUUCGACAAAUGGCGGCGCAACCUGGUCAAAACUCUGGGAAUGGGGAUCGUACCCUAACAUGAAUCGAUACUACAAGUAUGAUACCUCCUUGGCUCCUUGGAUCUCGGUUGUCGAUCCAGAAGAUACCAAACAGAUCGGUUGGAUGAUGGAAUCCCUCGAAAUCGAUCCCUUCGAUUCGGAUCACUGGCUGUACGGAACUGGUGUGACCAUCUAUGGUGGCCGUGAUCUCACCAAGUGGGAUACCACCCAUAAUAUUACUCUUAAAUCACUCGCGGAUGGUAUCGAAGAAACUGCUGUACAAAACUUGAUCUCUCCUCCCACUGGGCCUAACUUGCUCUCUGCUGUUUAUGAUGUCGGUGGAUUCGUGCACUCGGACUUUAACGUUGCGCCUAAGACCAUGUUCACAACCCCCCGCUGGGCAUCCACUCCUACCAACUUGGUCCGUGUCGGAAACUCUGGUACAGACGGAACGAAGCAAAUUGCCCUAUCCACGGACUCUGGUAUCAGCUGGAACCAGGACUAUGGUGCUCCUGACGGCAACUAUGGUGGAAAGGUUGCUAUCUCUGCCGACGGUGAUACCGUUCUCUGGCGUAACGAUAACGGUACCCGUGUAUCACGCUUCACCAACGCAUUCACGGCCGUCACCGGUCUCGGCGCCAGCCCCAUCAUUGCCUCGGACAAGAAAAACAACACCAUCUUCUACGCCGCCUCGGGCAGCAAAUUUUAUAUCUCUACCAACAACGGCGCGUCCUUCAGUGCCACCGCCGGCUCCCUCGGAAGCUCAACCUCUCCUGUGAAGAUCGUUGUCAACCUCAACACUUCGGGUGAUAUCUGGGUUUCGACCGACAAGGGCUUGUUCCAUUCAACCAACUUUGGCGCUACCUUCACUGCUGAUGCUAGCGUGACUGCUGCAUGGGGCCUUGGCCUUGGCGCUCCCAAGACAGCUGGAGGCUACCCUGCCGUAUAUAUUGGCGGUACCAUUGGGGGUGUCGUUGGCUACUAUCGUACCGAUGACAAGGGUGCCAAUUGGAUCCAGAUCAAUGAUGCCACUCAUGGAUUCGGUGCUGUCAGCGCAAACCCUCUGACAGCGGACCCACGCGUUUACGGACGAGUAUAUAUCGGAACUAAUGGUCGUGGCAUCUUCUAUGGCGAUGUUGCUGGCUCCACCCCUGUCACCUCCACUGCCGCUACUACCACAACGCGCGUGACUAGCACAACUGCCAUACCUAGUACAUCAGCUGCGACUACAACCACCACUUCCGUAGCGCCCGCCGCUACAGCUGCUCCUUAUGCGCAAUGCGGUGGCCAGGGUUGGACCGGACCGACUGUUUGCGCGACUGGAUGGAAGUGCGUUGUCGGUAACCAAUAUUACUCGCAGUGCUUGCAAGCUUAA
Rhizoctonia solani is the source of this 2433-nucleotide messenger RNA. RefSeq names its product glycoside hydrolase family 74 protein. The transcript is spliced from 12 exons. NCBI's taxonomy places the organism in Eukaryota, Fungi, Basidiomycota, Agaricomycetes, Cantharellales, Ceratobasidiaceae. Gene Ontology annotation, cellular component: extracellular region. Gene Ontology annotation, biological process: xyloglucan metabolic process. Bases 1 to 2433 code for a protein of 810 amino acids. The record is from RefSeq and is a predicted model, not a curated record. Gene Ontology annotation, molecular function: cellulose binding; protein binding.